Molecule: messenger RNA, 989 nt
Organism: Amblyraja radiata (thorny skate)
Lineage: Eukaryota; Metazoa; Chordata; Chondrichthyes; Rajiformes; Rajidae
Gene: commd4
Product: COMM domain containing 4
Exons: 5
Source: RefSeq, a predicted model, not a curated record
UUACAGUAUGAGAAGAUCACAAAACUAACUGCCGAUGCCAAGUUUGAGCCCAGCGAUGUUAAAGCCACAGUUGCCGUGCUCAACUUUAUACUGGCGAGCGCAGCCAAGUACGGAGUUAAUGGCGAGUCGUUGUCCAGCGAACUGCAACAACUUGGUUUGCCCAAAGAACAUGCCGCUGCUCUUUGUAAAUCUUACGAAGACAAACAGACUGCCCUUCAGGACAAACUAAAGGAGAGUAGUCUGCGGAUAAACAGGCUGGGCUCGGUGUCGUGGAGAGUGGACUACACACUGAGUUCCAGUGAGCUGAAGGAGGUGAACGAGCCGGUUGUCCACCUGAAGAUUAAUGUCCGGAAUGUGGACACGGGGGCCCUGGAACCCACCGUGGCUUUGGUGUCAGCCCUCAAGUUCAGAGUCUUACUCACAGAACUCAAGCAAGCCCAAGCGCUGAUGAAUGCCCUGAACUAACAACCCCUGAGGUGCAACUUUGUCCCAGGCUGUGAUCCUGCAGGAUGGACAGGAGAUUGGAAACAAAGAGAGUGAAUGUCCUGAUGCUUUUAUAAGGUUGCUGGGGUGGUGAACCCCAGGGGAUCCUGUGCAUUCCAUUUAAGCAUUCAGCCAACAAUGCCAAAGUAUGUUUGCAAGUUUGGUGGAUUAAAACUUGACUAUAUCUUAACCAAGCACUUUGCAGGGACUUGUUUGUGUCUAAUGCAUUAAUCUUUAGCCUCGCUGUGAAAAUAUAACUGAACUAAGCUAGACUAAUGCAACAUCUGCCAUUACAUGCCGUUUAUGUCACAGUUGAAGAUCUUUAGAGUACUGCAAUUUACCGCCAAGUUUAUGCUAUUGUACUGAUUUUCUCUUUUGGUUUUCAGCUCAAAUGCAGAAAAGUUGUUAUUGUGGCCAAACCAGAAUUUAUGCUAAUUAAUUGAUUAAGCGAAUUAAUGGCGGUUUGUGAACAUCAAUUGUGAAAAUAAACUUUUGAAUUUGUCAAA